AUGAGCAAGGUCCACAUCAAUAUUCCACUAGUAGAGGCACUGCAACAAAUGUCCAAUUAUGCCAAGUUCUUGAAAAAUGUGGUCGCUAGAAAGAGAAAGUGGGGGAAAUACGAGACAAUGGGCUUAACAGAGAAUUGCAGUGCUAUAAUUCAGAAGGGAUUGUCUACCAAACACAAAGAUUCAGGGAGUUUUACUUUAUCUUGUGUUUUGAGGAAUAAUGUAGAUGGUAAAGCAUUAUGUGAUAUUGGAGCAAGUAUUGAUUUAAUACCUUUAUCUUUUUACAGGAAGCUCAACAUUGACAACAUCCACCCCACUUCAAUUACCUUGCAAAUGGCGGAUAGAAGUACAACAACACCAAAGGGGAUUGUAGAAGAUGUCUAG
Molecule: messenger RNA, 381 nt
Organism: Salvia splendens (bonfire salvia)
Lineage: Eukaryota; Viridiplantae; Streptophyta; Magnoliopsida; Lamiales; Lamiaceae
Exons: 1
Coding region: 1-381 (126 amino acids)
Source: RefSeq, a predicted model, not a curated record